AUGACCACCGCUGGCAUAGCCCCCGCUAACGUUGCCACCCCGGAGCCACGCGGCGGGGCGAAGCUCGGGCGGCCAGACCCGGCGAGCCGCGCCGCCAAAAAGGGGCCCCUGACGAGCCAGCGCCGCGACGCAAGGCAAUCCCAGAGGGCCCCCAACAAAAAGGAAGGCAACCUCUGCGUCGAAUCGAUUUCAAGUACAUCGAAGGGGAGUCGCCAAGGUGCCCUCAAGGCAAAAGUUCACUCCAGAGUGGACACUGGAAAUGCGGGCCAGUCGACCCGCAGCGGCACACGCAGGGAGAAAAACGCGUUUCACGAAACGGGGACACUGCUGAGGGGGAAGGUAACCAGCGAGGCGAAAGCUGCCCAGUCGGCGCCGCGCAGGAAGGUCAGCGGUGUGCGCAGCGUGAGUGACGCGCGCGAGCAGCGAGCAAUCAGCCAGAAGAUUCUAAACACGUCCAUCAACUUCGACGAGACGCAGAACCUGAGCGACGAGGACCAGCUCAUCUUCGACAGCUACCUGAACGAGGCCGGCGCCAAGCGGGAGGACAACUUGGAGGACAUCAUCCGCAACCAGGUGGCGCUCUUCGAGCGGGACUUCCUAUGA
This is a messenger RNA of Plasmodium vivax (malaria parasite P. vivax), 603 nucleotides long. RefSeq lists its product as hypothetical. Lineage: Eukaryota; Apicomplexa; Aconoidasida; Haemosporida; Plasmodiidae. Bases 1 to 603 code for a protein of 200 amino acids. The transcript has a single exon. The record is from RefSeq and is a predicted model, not a curated record.